This is a messenger RNA of Geodia barretti, 813 nucleotides long. NCBI's taxonomy places the organism in Eukaryota, Metazoa, Porifera, Demospongiae, Tetractinellida, Geodiidae. The record is from the annotation of a GenBank genome assembly.
AUGCCAUCACAGCGUAAAGCUAAGACGCCUCCGAAAUUCAUGCUGUCAGCUCUUGAUGCAAGAGAGAAGCUGGACUAUGGAGCACUCAUCCAGGAGCUGGGUGGAGAGUAUAUUGAAGUCGAGUACUAUACCAACGCCUGUACACAUCUGAUAAUAGGCAAGGCCAGUCGCACGGAGAAGUUUCUGGGUGCGUGUGCCGCGGGGAAGUGGGUCCUUCACAAGUCUUACAUGGAGGCAUGUCGAGCAGAGCGUAGGUUCAUAGAGGAGGAAGGCUACGAGUGGGGAGUUAACACCAAAGAGAGUGGGCUGCAGCCACUGGACUCUGCCCCACGAAGGUGGAGAGUCGCACUUGACUCAGCAGAGAACGGUAGUUCAUUCACACAUCACUCCUCGGUAUUGCUGUAUUGUGAGAGGAGCAAGACGGCAGGUCUGAGGAGACUGCUAGAGGCUGGAGGUGCCACGGUCUUCACCAACACCGCCAAGCUUUCAGAGGGAGAGCUCAGACAAGUGUCACAUGCGUUCGUCAGCAAUGCGUUCAUCGGCAACAGCCACUGGCCCAAGGACUCAUUGUCAUUAGAGGAGUUAGUGCAGUCCGGAGUGGCCUGCUUGAAGCCCGAGUACAUUGCAGAGUACCUAUCUAAAGGAGACGAAGUGCCACUAGAGUUAUAUUUCGUGAAGGAAGCAAAACAACUGGAAAAGAGAUCGUAGCAUUCGUAGGUAUACCAUAGUCUAGAACCACCCUGCAAACUUUCAUGUUGUACAAAGUGGCAUUCCGUAUGAAUAUUUUUAUCUUUGUUCGUUUUAUCAGGCCGC